AUGGCUUCAAUAAAAUCCAUCACCGCUUCGAUUCUGCUGUUCUCAGCCUUAUCAACGGCGUCAGUCGGUCAGAUUCUCGCACCAUCAGACGAUAUUGUAUUCGCUGCAUCUGCAUCUGCAAAGGAUCCUCUGGCGUGGGCUGGUGCUAACUCUCCUUAUCGAGCCGGACCCAAUGUAUACGGUAUCUCGAAUGAAGUUCCGGAUGGCUGUUCUGUGAAACAAGCUGCCUAUAUUGUGAGACACGGGAGCAGAUUUCCAGACUCAGGUGCUUAUGCUGGAUGGGUUGAUCUCCGGAAUAGGAUCCAAGCUGCCAAAACAGCUGGAAACCUCACUGCUAGGGGGUCUCUUUCGUUUAUUCCCAAUUGGAAGACGGUCCUUACCAAUCCGACUCUUCAAAUUUCACAGGAGUCCAUGACCGGUUACAACGAGGGCCAUAACUUGGGUUAUCAGCUAAGGGCUCGGUACCCCAACUUUUACGAAGAUGGAAACCAGUUCUAUGUCUGGGCAAAUCAAUACGCCAGCCCAAUCAACGAAUCCCGCGUUGUCCAAACCGCCAAAGCGUUCAUGCAAGGCUAUUUGGCCGAGUUUGCGGACGCCUAUGGCACAAUUGUCAGUGUCAACUCAACGGGGUCCGUGAAUGCUAUUGGCAAUUCCUUGGGGCCUUCGGAUGCUUGUCCGGCUUUUGCUGCUGGGCCUUCUGGAUCGGAUUUUAAUAAUGCUACUGACUACGAGGCAAUCUGGACACCAAAGGUGCUGAAACGUAUUAAUUCCCUAGUUGAUGGCAUCGAAUUCACCCAAUCCGACAUCCUCUCCAUGCCAUAUCUAUGCGGAUUUGAAAGCCAAAUCACCGGUCGGCUGAGCCCUUGGUGCGGCGUUUUCACGGAUGAGGAGCUCGAAUUCUACGAAUACUCACAGGAUUUGCAUUAUUACUACGGCAUUGGACCAGGCUCAACAACCCCUACCAACAAACUCUUCCUCCCAUUCUUGGAUAGUCUUAUUACAUUGCUAAAGGCUGGGCCGGAUCAACAAGGUAAAGGCGUAAAUGGAACGAAAUUCGAUAUUCCGAAGCUCCUUAUGGCGUUCUUAAAUGAUAAUCAGAUUGCUGAAUUGACUGCUGGAAUGGGUAUAUUUGACGCUCAGGAGAAUUUACCGAUUGAUCGUAUCCUCAAGGACCGGAUUUACAACGUCGCUAAUUUUAUUACGAUGCGUGGAACUGUUACUUUCGAGGUUUUGAAUUGCACUUCAUCGUCGCCCAUAUUCGAAUAUGAUUCGGAAUUGUGCGCUUCCGAAACUUAUUCCGAUUACAUUCGCAUUCUACUCAAUGAUGCAGCCUACAUCCUUCCUCAUUGCCAUGACGGACCUGGCGGCAGCUGUCUGCUAUCGGAGUAUGCGUCGUUUAUUAGCAAGCGUAGCGCUGCAGCUGGGAAUUUCAACGAGUAUUGCAAUGUUACCAAGGCUGGUCACCCUGUGACUGUGGGAGGUGCAAGCUUCUUCAGUGACUUGACGCUUGAUUUCUUGGAGUUUGUUGCUCCUCACUGAGCUUGAUGCAUCCAGAUGUUGCGUCUGAGAAGGCCCGUCAGGAAGAUUCCAAGGUCUUGUAGUUUAAUGUUUAAUAGGGGCUCGGCUCGAAUCUAACUCUUAUCGUGACCUGUGCAUUAUAGAAAUU
Messenger RNA from Talaromyces stipitatus ATCC 10500, 1666 nucleotides. RefSeq names its product histidine acid phosphatase, putative. Gene Ontology annotation, molecular function: acid phosphatase activity. Lineage: Eukaryota; Fungi; Ascomycota; Eurotiomycetes; Eurotiales; Trichocomaceae. Bases 1 to 1539 code for a protein of 512 amino acids. The record is from RefSeq and is a predicted model, not a curated record. The transcript has 7 exons. Gene Ontology annotation, cellular component: fungal-type cell wall.